Molecule: messenger RNA, 3156 nt
Organism: Anopheles aquasalis
Lineage: Eukaryota; Metazoa; Arthropoda; Insecta; Diptera; Culicidae
Product: CD109 antigen-like
Cellular component (GO): extracellular region
Molecular function (GO): endopeptidase inhibitor activity
Source: RefSeq, a predicted model, not a curated record
AUGUGCUCAAUGAAGAAAUUUAGCUUGUGCAUUGUGCUCAUGUGCAUUAGCCAAGGGAAAGCCGUAUUGAUCAUGGGGCCAAACACAAUACGACCCAAUCGAGACUACACAUUGGUAGUCAGUAACAUUUUUGGUGAAAAUAAAAACAAUUGUUCGUUAAACGUACGCUUGGAAGGAAUAGGUACAAACGGUAGUUCCCCGAUAAUCCUCACAAAAUAUGAGACCGUGCUGCCUUAUACUAAUAAAAUGAUAACGUUUAAAGUACCAAGUCUCCCAUUAGGCGUCCAUUACUCUGUAAUAAUCGAAGGAAAACAACCUUCCACCAGUGCCAUCGUUAACAUUCAUCAGAAAUUUGAGCUUAAUUAUCGAAGAUCGUCUGUGAUAGGUUUUAUACAGUUCAAUAAGCCUGUCUUCAGACCGGAUGAAACUCUAAAGUUCCGUGUCGUCGUGGUCGAUCUCGAUCUAAAGCCACGUGAAACAACGGUGUCUGUGUUCGUGAGUGAACCCUUUGGCAAUUAUUUUCGAAAAUGGACCAACAUCAGCCUUAACCAAGGAGUAUUUGAAGACCAAAUCAAAAUACCCACAAUGCCGGUGAUGGGAGCAUAUAAAAUUGAAGCAAUGGCAAAGGACGAAUAUUUGACAUUGAAAACAUUCGAAGUGAAGGAUUAUGAGUUGUUUUCAAUUUAUUUGCAUAUCUAUCCGACAGUGGUGCCACUUGUAGAGCAUCAGGCGCUCGAUCUUACUGUAACAGUCAAAAACGAUUUGGGAAUACCGGUCAGUGGUACACUGCAGAUUGACCUCUACUUCGACGAUGGAAAGCAGGAUUCGACCUGGAAAUUGGAAGUGAAUGGAAUACGCCAAGUUUAUCUUCAUUUUUCUGAAAAGCUGGUUGUUGACUAUCCUACGCAUGUUGUGCUGCUGAAAGUCAUCUUUACCGAGCAAUACACAAAUCGCACAACUGUUAAAGAUCAGAGGAUAACGGUGUACAAAUAUAAAUACAAAGUGACGCACCGCUCAAGACUCACUUACCGUCCGGGAACGCCAUUCACCGCGACUCUGGAAGUCACUGAUCUUAACAAUAAACCAGCAAAUAACGUUACCUUGCUUGUAGCAAUUGGUGGUGCGGAGGGAUUAAUUGUUCAAAAUUAUACAAGUAAUAUGACCGGAUAUAUGAAUAUCUUCAUGCACACCAACGAAUCCACGAGUAUAGAUUAUUUGCAAGUAUUUGAAGGCGAUCAUAAGAAGUUGACCAAAACGAUUUAUGAGCUAGAAAGUGCUUCAGAUAUGUUCAUCGAAGUAAAGCUUCUAACACGCGUCAAAUUUAAUAGAAUGGUCAAGUUAAUGGUGAUAUGUUCGCACCGUAUGACCAUUCUCCUGUACUACGUAAUUUGCAAAGGAAACAUUGUUGAUGCUGGAUUCUUCAGACCAAACCGCAUGAAUAGAUAUCCUUUUCAAGUGUUGAUGUCUUCAAGGCUUAUGCCUCAUUCAAGAAUCAUUGUCGCUUCCAUUGUGAACAAUAAGAUGAUACUAGCCACCGUUGAUGUAUCCGUCAAGGAGCUUGGCAACCCUCUUGAGAUGAAGAUCGAAGAGAACAUCAGCGAAGAUGGUGUGGAUCCCGGGGACGAAAUUGAGCUAGCUAUUCGAGGCCGUCCAGGAUCGUUCGUCGCGUUGACAGCAUAUGACCAACGUUUGUUCCAGCAACAUAAGAAUCACGAUAUUUUCCUAGUCGAUAUUUGGAAAAACUUUAUAAUGUUUCAUAACAUUGUUUUUGUUAACGCUGCUGGCAUCAUAUCGAACGCGGGACUAUUUGUUUGGACUUUUGAUGAAUCAAUCACAAUACCAGAGCGUAAUCAGUAUAAAGCCCGUGGUAUUUAUCCGGAUGAGCCUCGCUAUGGCAUGCCCGAACCCUACAGGACCGAAUUUAGGGAAUCGUGGUUGUGGCAAAACGUAACUAUUCCUCCCUCUGGACGAAUUGGGCUUGUAGUGAAAGUGCCUCAUUCAACAACCUCCUGGUGUAUAACUGGCUUCUCCAUGCACCCUGAAUAUGGUCUGGCAAGCGUCAACAAACCGAUUCGGUUCCCGUCCUUAAAAAUUUUCUUUAUUUUGGAUCGUUUGCCAAAAUUCAUCAAACGGGGUGAGACGGUAUCGUUGUAUUUCACGCUGUUCAGUGCCCUUAAAGAGGUCUUUCAGGCCAAUGUCACGAUGUUUAACGCAAAGAGUCAAUUGGAGUUCGCUAAUGGUCCUGCAGAAGGAUCGCAAAUUAUGGCCGUACCUCCGAAUUCGUCUACAACAGUAUCGUUUGUAGUAAAACCAAUGAAGUUGGGUGAGUUGGAGAUCCGAUUAAAUGCAUCCAUCAUGCAAGGCGUUAUCUCGGAUAGCUUCAGGAAAAUCAUUACCGUGUUUCCGGAGGAUAUAUGGCUUUUAGGAUCGAAACACCUACGAUACGGAAAUGGUACUUAUUCUAACAAAUCGUUCGAUAUACCACUUCUUAUUGAAAGAAACGUAAAGAAGGGUUGUUUGCAAAUUGAUUUAAUUGUUGAACCCGAACCAAUGUACUCGUUUCGUGAAUCGAACGAUUUAAAUGUGUCGCUCACUUAUGGAGAUAUGGAACAAAUGAUACAUUUAAAUUUAUUCGAAGACGACGAUAUAACAAAAAACAUCACAAUGAAUUCCGUACUAGAUAACAACAGGCAUUUUUAUGUGACCGUCACCGGUUUCGGUAAGGGAAUCAUUCAACUCAACUGGCAGGUGAAAUCGUGCAAUAGUUUCAUCUUAGAAAUGACCAAACAACCGACUGCUAAUAAGUUGCUGAAGCAGCUUCAAAUUUGUUGCAGCUACAUUCCAGAGAUAGUUAAUCAGCAUUCAAACGACACUUUGGUUGAAGUAAGCAUACCGAUAGGCUACGCAAUGGAUAGCCAUAGUGUACUGAAGAAUGCAAGUACCAAUCCCAUCAAUAAAAUUGAGUUACUGCACGAUGGAACAACUCUAAAGGUGUAUUACAACAGAAUGGGAGUCGAGACGACUUGCUUCAGUGUUUUCGCAUACAAAAGGUUUGGCAUGCCGGUAAAACGUCCAUCGUACAUCAGGGUGCAGGACUCCCGUAGACCAGAGUUAAACGCGAUGAAGUUGUUUGAAUUCCACAAAGAUCUAGAUUAA